Molecule: messenger RNA, 2988 nt
Organism: Drosophila innubila
Lineage: Eukaryota; Metazoa; Arthropoda; Insecta; Diptera; Drosophilidae
Product: broad-complex core protein isoforms 1/2/3/4/5
Exons: 3
Coding region: 551-2773 (740 amino acids)
Biological process (GO): regulation of transcription by RNA polymerase II
Cellular component (GO): nucleus
Molecular function (GO): protein binding
Source: RefSeq, a predicted model, not a curated record
AACGUAAACAGCGUCCGCUGCCAUUUCACGCUUUUCUGAUAAAAAUGUUUUAAAUCAAAAAGUGUUAAUUAAAACCGAAAUCAAAGUCAAUGUGGCUGUGGACGCAGACGGUUCGUGUUUGUGCGCGUGAACGUGGACAGAAAUAAAUCGUUUGCAGCAUCUGCUAAUAUUAAAUACUAAAUUGAUUUCGAGUCGGAACAGACAGACAACUGAGAGCGACGGCGUUUGGCGCUCGUGAGCGUGCUUUUGCAUAUUUUUUGUGUUUAUGUUCUACCUGACAUUCUGUGGCAUCAGUUGUGAAUGUCAGCCGCAAAGUGAACGAGACGAGAAAUCACGGCCAAAAGCAAAUAAACAAGAAUCAUUAAAAACGGCAAUAAAUCACAGAUUCGGACUCGCUCCCGUUCAAGAAUUCACAAUAUAUUAAAUAAACAUUUACAAUUUAGUUUCGCGUGGCAGCCGGGGCUACAAAACAAAAAGAAUUCAACAACUUCAUUUGCUGGCUGGCUGUAAUACGCCGCCAACUGGUAAAGACAACGAAAAAACCGUCGAAAUGGAUGAUGAGUUUAAGCUUUGCUGGAAGAACUUCCAGGACAAUAUUGCCAGUGGAUUUCAAAACUUGUACGAUCGAGGCGAUCUGGUGGAUGUCACGCUGGCAUGUGAUGGCAAACUGUUGCAGGCCCACAAAAUCGUCUUGGCUAUAUGCAGUCCGUACUUUCAAGAGAUAUUCACAACCAAUCCCUGCCAGCAUCCCAUUAUCAUACUCAAAGAUGUAAGCUUCAACAUCAUGUGCGAGUUGCUGGAGUUCAUGUAUCAGGGUGUGGUGAAUGUGAAGCACACGGAGCUGCAAUCGUUUAUGAAGAUUGGACAACUGCUGCAGAUCAAGGGUCUGGCGACCAAUUCAAAUGCCUCACCCGGCUCCAGUGGCUCGGAGAAGUCCGCUAGUCAACUGACAAAUGCCGCUGGUGAUGAGCCCAACAACAGCAGCAACAGUAGUCACAACAACAACAACAACAGCACCAACAGCAAUAACAAUAGCAACAACAGCAAAGCAGAAGCGGAUCAUAAUGACUCCAAGAAUAGCACGCAGAGCAACUCACGCACUCCGACAGCUUCGCCGAGUGGUUGUCGUGGUUCAACCAGCGAUCCCAGUCAUCUUUUUGCCCAGAGCAAGCGCUCAGCUCCCGCGGAAUUCAACAGCGAUUCUCUGUCCAUUUAUUCACGCAAACAGCUGCGUCGAUCUUUGACGGAACAUUCCGGCGCCGGAUGCAGUGAGAGUGGCGAUAAUGCAGACACGGCCAGCAUGGAGAAUGCCCUCAACUCGGAGGAGUUCUUUCUGCCACCAAUACCGCACAUCUCGAUGGUGGAAUCACGCUACGAUCUGGGCAGCCUGAAGCGAGAGGGUGACAAUCAUCAUGGCGCUGGCGGAGCAAUUGGAAGUGGCAGUAGCAGUGCAUCCUCCUCGACAGCUGUUGGCUCGCUGCGUAAUCCUUUCGGGCCGGCCUUCAAUCUGGACUACAAUAACUUCUACAAGGCGGGCAACAGCAGCGGACCGAGCAGCUCCAACAACGUGUCCGGCCUUGGGCCAGGUGGUGGCAACAAUGGCGGCAACAGCCUUGGCGUCAAUGUUGGUCCUGCCACCGAAUAUCCCAAUGAACUCUAUAUGCCCAGUGACUACACCAAGAACUUUGCCAAUCACAUGGACAUUCCGUCAAAUGGCAGCAACAUGGUAAUGCUGUCCACCACCUCGCUGCUCCAUGGCAAUUGCGUUUUCAAUCGCAACAACACCGUCGCCACGCAGCAGGGCAUGAAGACCUACUGGCUGUGCAAAUCCUAUCGCAUCAGCAUGUGCCGGGCUAGAUGCAUCACCCAUCUGGGCAGGAUUAUAUCCGCCACCGGCGUACACAAUCACUUGCCCCAUAUGCGGGGCGGCAGCUCCGGCGGCGGCUCCAGUGCUUGCAGUACCACGCAGAGCAGCAGCUCAUCAACGACUGUCACACCAAAUCCCAAUCCUGGCCAGCCAAGCUACAGCGUCUCUGAUGGUAGUCAUAUUAUAUCACCACCCGGCGUGGAAAUAAGUCAUGCGUCAGCGGGAAACAGUUCAAGCUCCCGACUAGGUGCUAAUCUAUUUGCCAACCAGACGCCGACAUCGCCAGCGUUGCCUGGAGGUCAUGGAGGUCAUUCGGGCUCAAGCUCGCAUCAUCAUCACCAUCAUCAUCUGACGCAGUCGCUGCCCAAUCUGCUGGUGCAGCAUCACACGCCGCACAGCAGCAUGGAGCAGCAUGGCAUGGGAAGUAAUCCGCCGCCGCCACCGCCUGGGAGCAACAGCGUCAUACAGAACAUAAUGCACAAUCCCAAUCUUAUGCAUUUGCCGAUGCAAUCGCAUCCACAUCCGCAUCCACAUCAUCACCAGCAGCAGCAGCAGCAUCAACAGCAACACUCGCCACAUUCACAGCAUCAUCUGGAACUGGGUGCUGGAUCGGUGAUGUUGCCACUUUCGCCUGCCCACAUGCAACAGAGUCCGCAGUCGAACAGAAGCAGCCACUCCAUGCAUACCACUGAAUCCCCGCUGGGCAUGAAGAGUCCUCCGCCGCCACAGCAACAGCCACAGUCAACCAGCAGCCAUGUGGAUGCGGAGCAGCAGCAGCAGCAGCAUGUGGACAUCAAUGCAACCGCAGAUGGAUCUGCGGAGAGUGCGGCGAGCACGGCGCAUGUGAUUGACUCCAUAACGAUAUCACCUGGCAGCGGUCACAAUUUUAAGAUCGAGAACAUCUAAAAGGGCUUCGCUUAGUUAAUAAGAUGGAUUUAUUUAUUGCGGCAGGAGCCGAUUAGUUAGUGUUUUUAGAUGAAAUUCAAUACUACUUGAUUGACAUUGAUUUGAUUUUUGUUCUUAUGUAUUUAUAUAUAUGAUAUAUGUAUGUAAAGUACUACUUACAUAAUUACAUGUAGGUUUAAGUAUUGUGAAAUGCAAAUGAAACAUAUGAAUUGCAA